Polyodon spathula (Mississippi paddlefish) is the source of this 1463-nucleotide messenger RNA. RefSeq names its product guanine nucleotide-binding protein G(i) subunit alpha-1-like. The coding region runs from base 340 to 1404 and encodes 354 amino acids. The record is from RefSeq and is a predicted model, not a curated record. The transcript is spliced from 9 exons. Gene Ontology annotation, molecular function: GTPase activity; GTP binding; G protein-coupled serotonin receptor binding. Gene Ontology annotation, biological process: adenylate cyclase-modulating G protein-coupled receptor signaling pathway. Lineage: Eukaryota; Metazoa; Chordata; Actinopteri; Acipenseriformes; Polyodontidae. Gene Ontology annotation, cellular component: heterotrimeric G-protein complex.
ACAGGAAGCAGUGGUCAGUCAGAGACUGCGAGACUGAAGAAAAAGAGGCAAGGAGGUGGGGUGUCUUUGUAGAUUUUUUAUUUUUUUUUAACUUGUGAUUGCAAAAGGUUACACAUAUCGAAAUCAAAGCUUUCGGAGUGGAAACAAAAGGGCAAUUUCAUAUUGAACGCGGUCAAUUAUCAGCCCUGGACGUUUUUCAAAACAUUUGUCUGAUAAAAGGGCGUGUUUUUUUCGUGUCUAUUUUCUUGUUUUUUUUUUUUUUAUUUUUUACACGUACAUGUUUAUUUUUUUUAGAGAUUUACAAUUUUACUUUUGUACUGAAAAAAUAACGGUCUGAGGAUGGGGUGCACCCUAAGCACGGAGGAUAAGGAGGCUCAGGAACGCAGUAAAAUGAUCGACAAGAACCUACGAGAAGACGGAGAGAAAUCGGCCAGAGAGGUCAAGUUGCUCCUUCUCGGUGCUGGGGAGUCAGGAAAAAGUACAAUUGUGAAACAGAUGAAAAUUAUUCAUGAAGCUGGUUAUUCAGAAGAGGAAUGCAAACAAUUCAAAGCUGUUGUUUACAGCAACACCAUUCAGUCCAUAAUGGCUAUCGUCAGGGCUAUGGGGAGAUUGAAGAUAGACUUUGGUGAAUCUGCAAGAGCAGAUGAUGCUCGUCAAUUGUUUGUGCUAGCUGGCUCUGCAGAUGAAGGAAUCAUGACAGAAGAACUAGCAGGUGUUAUCAUGAGAUUGUGGAAGGAUCCUGGUGUUCAAGCCUGUUUCAGCAGAUCAAGAGAAUACCAGCUAAAUGACUCUGCCGCUUAUUACCUGAAUGAUAUGGACAGGGUAGCACACCCCAGUUACAUCCCUACUCAACAGGAUGUUCUCCGAUCCAGAGUUAAAACAACUGGAAUUGUAGAGACACAUUUCACAUUUAAAGACCUCCAUUUCAAAAUGUUUGAUGUGGGUGGUCAGAGGUCUGAACGAAAGAAGUGGAUUCACUGUUUUGAGGGCGUCACAUCAAUCAUAUUCUGUGUUGCACUCAGUGACUAUGACCUAGUUCUAGCUGAAGAUGAAGAAGUGAACCGAAUGCAUGAAAGCAUGAAAUUGUUUGACAGCAUCUGCAACAACAAGUGGUUCACAGAGACAUCUAUUAUCCUUUUUCUAAACAAGAAGGAUUUGUUUGAAGAGAAGAUUAAAACGAGCCCUAUUACAAUUUGCUUUCCUGAAUAUGCAGGAUCCAAUACUUAUGAAGAAACAGCAGCUUAUGUUCAAUGCCAGUUUGAAGACCUGAACAAGCGAAAAGACACCAAGGAGAUUUACACUCACUUCACUCAAGCCACAGACACCAAGAAUGUGCAGUUUGUGUUUGAUGCUGUUACUGAUGUGAUCAUAAAGAAUAACUUAAAGGACUGUGGUCUCUUUUAAAGCACUGCAGUUCUUGAUUAGACGAAAAUAUUUGCCAGACUUAACAGAUGUUGUUUUUU